Molecule: messenger RNA, 1199 nt
Organism: Moneuplotes crassus
Lineage: Eukaryota; Ciliophora; Spirotrichea; Euplotida; Euplotidae
Source: the annotation of a GenBank genome assembly
CUAAUUUAAAAAUGGAUACUAAAGAAGAAGAGAAAAAGGAAAGCGCUUCACUCCAGAAGUCAUCCAAGGAAUUUAAACCUUCCGGCUCGAAAGCAGAUGCAGAUAAUUCGCAGCCAAAUGAGAUUGCUGAGCUUAACAAGCAGUAUACACAGUAUGUAAAUUAUUAUUUGAACCAAGGUCUCAACCAAGCAGAUGCUGAAGCAUGGGCUGCUUACUACAUGGAUCAAUACAUUUACCAAGAAGGAAAUGACCAAGUCCAAACCGAUCUUGAGGGACAGGAGCCUGUUAAGGGCAGCAAUCAAGAAGAGGUUCCAGCAGAAGAGGCAGGGGAAAACUCUGACAGCGAUGAUUUUGAAAUCGGCGAAUUAGGACCAAAAACAAAGAAACCUCAAGGCGAAACUACAAAAGGACAAUACAAAGGUGAACAUGAUGAAAAAUACGAUGAAAGUGAAGGAGAAGAUGGAUAUUACGAUGAGCUUGGUUUUUACUACAACCCUGACGGCUCCUACUACGAUCCUGAUGGUGUUUAUUUUGAUGCUGAAGGCUACGACGAAUUUGGAGGAUACUAUGAUGAUGAGGCAAAUUACAUAGAACCUGAAGGAGAUGAUACUAAUGCGAAAGAGUUUAAAGGAAGCAAACAAUCUAAUGAGGAAGAUGAUGGAUUUGAAGAAGACAAAGAAGAUAAAUACAAUAAGGAGUUUAUCAAAUAUAUAAUAAAUUCCAAACUUCCCGACGACACUGAAUUCUUAAACAAGACUAAAAAUAGCUGGGCAUAUCUGAAAGUUGGAAACCUAGAAGAAGGAACCACAAUAGAAGAUUUACGUGAAUAUUUCAGUAGCAAAAAGAUUCCAGUAAAAGAGAUGACUAUCAUAAUGUCUGAAAGUACUAAAAACCCAGUAGCAUUCCUCGAGAUAUAUAAGAUCUCUGUUGCUAAAAAGGUCCUCAAGGAAUGCGGGAAGAAGCUCAAAGAUAAUACAUUGAUCAUUGAAGUUGACAAUUUAAAUGAAAAACUAUAUAAUGGAAUUCCUACUAGCUAUAACAGCUAUGAAUAUGAAGAUGAUUUUGAUGCUAGAUAUACUCAAUACGAUCCUGAGCCAAAAGAGUAAGGCCAAGAAGCUAAAGAUGCUAAAGGAAAUCUAAAUAAAGCCUUUCUUUACGCAUAGCUAGUAGUAAAUAUCAGUUUAAACACCAUUUCUCUA